Neoarthrinium moseri is the source of this 1065-nucleotide messenger RNA. RefSeq lists its product as uncharacterized. Gene Ontology annotation, cellular component: cytoplasm. The transcript is spliced from 2 exons. Gene Ontology annotation, molecular function: oxidoreductase activity; nucleotide binding. Bases 1 to 1065 code for a protein of 354 amino acids. Lineage: Eukaryota; Fungi; Ascomycota; Sordariomycetes; Amphisphaeriales; Apiosporaceae. The record is from RefSeq and is a predicted model, not a curated record. Gene Ontology annotation, biological process: NADPH regeneration.
AUGGCACCAGUCCGCAAGUUGAAAGUCGGCUGUGCCGGCCUUGGUCGCAUGGGAGCUCGUCAUGCACUCAACUUCCAGAACCGUACGCCCCGAGCCGAUCUAGUUGCAGCGUUCACUCCAGACCCAAAGGAGGUCGAAUGGGCGGCAACUGAGCUGCCAGGUGUCAAGGUCUAUACAGACUAUGACGAGAUGCUGAAGCACCCCGGGUUGGAGGCCGUGGUUGUUGCUUCUGUCACGACGGCACAUGCGGAACAAGCUAUCAAGGCUAUCAAUGCAGACAAGCACGUCCUGUGCGAAAAGCCGUUGAGCACCAGCGCGGAAAUUUCACAAUCAGUCGUAGACGCAGCUCAGAAGAAGCCAAAGCUCAAGGUCAUGUGCGGCUUCUCCCGCCGGUUCGAUGCAUCGUACAGAAACGCAUUUGAACAGGCAGACGCCGGUGCCAUCGGCCGCCCUUCGGUGUUCCGCUCUCAGACGUGCGACAAGCUCGACCCUUCUGGCUUCUUUGUCGCAUAUGCCGAGUUCAGCGGCGGUAUCUUUGUCGAUUGCAACAUCCACGACAUCGACUUGGCUCUGUGGUACUUUGGGCAAGACUCUGUCGUCAAGAGUGUGGUGGCCAUGGGCAUCACUGCAGUCCAGCCGGGCCUUCGAAAGCAUAAGGAUGUCGAUAACGGCGUGGGCAUCGUCGAGUUCUGGGGUGGAAAGAUUGCAUACUUCUACGGUAGCCGGAUGAUGGCGGCCGGCCAACAUGACAUGACCGAGAUUAUUGGGACGGAAGGCAAGCUGACGGUCAAUGCCAACCCCAUGGGUUCGUUGGUGGAGAUGCACGAAUCCAAUGGUGUGCGACGUGAGAUUCCACCUGAUUAUUACGGCCGCUUCGAGCAUGCGUUUGUCACGGAAGCGAACGACUUUACCGCGGCAUGCUUGGACAACACCAAGUUGCCUUUCAAACUGUCGGGGGCAGUACAAGCAGUCAAGAUCGGAUGUGCGCUGCAAGAAAGUUUGAACUCGGGACAGAAGAUUUGUUUUGACGAAACAGGGCGGCGGAUCGAGACGGCUAAGCUAUAG